Molecule: messenger RNA, 1744 nt
Organism: Musa acuminata subsp. malaccensis (wild Malaysian banana)
Lineage: Eukaryota; Viridiplantae; Streptophyta; Magnoliopsida; Zingiberales; Musaceae
Source: RefSeq, a predicted model, not a curated record
ACACAUGGCGACAGUGGAGAGGAAGGCCACUGAAGCUUUUUAGCUGUGGGGGAGGGAGGGGGCACCGAAGCAGGUCAGAUCAACACAUGAGACGGUGCCCAUUGCGCUGCAAACAGAGCACUCUGCUCAAUAAAUUUGCCGGCCGAAGUAGGCCUUCCAUCGCAGCACAUUACCUUUCGUCGGUUCAUGGCUUCUCUUCUUCCCGGCUUCAUCGUAUUCUCUUUGCUUGCUGGUGUCCUCCAUGGUCAGCUGUCGCCAUCGUUCUACGCCACCACCUGCCCCAACCUGCAGACCAUCGUGCGGUCGGUGAUGGCCCAGGCCGUCAGCCAAGAGCCGCGUAUGGGUGCGUCCAUUCUCCGCCUCUUCUUCCAUGACUGCUUCGUCAAUGGCUGUGAUGCGUCGAUUCUGCUGGACGACACGGCGAACUUCACAGGCGAGAAGAACGCGGCGCCGAAUGCGAACUCCGUCCGUGGCUACGAAGUCAUCGACGCCAUCAAAACCCGGGUGGAGGCGGCCUGCAACGCCACGGUCUCCUGCGCCGACAUCGUCGCCCUCGCCGCUCGCGACGGCGUAUACCUGCUUGGGGGUCCGACGUGGGCGGUGCCGCUGGGCCGCAGGGACGCGAGGACGGCGAGCCUGGACGCGGCCAACUCCAACCUCCCGGGCCCAUUCUCCAGCCUCGCCACGCUGAUCUCCAUGUUCGACGCCAAGGGCCUGAGCGCGCAGGACAUGACGGCGCUCUCCGGCGCGCACACCAUCGGGAUGGCGCGCUGCGGCCUCUUCCGCUCCCGCAUCUUCAACGACGCCAACGUGAACGCCAGCUUCGCCGCCGAGAGGAAGCUGACCUGCCCGGCGACGGGCGGCGACGGCAACCUGGCCCCCCUCGACGUGGCGACCCCCAACCUGUUCGACAGCAGCUUCUACAGGAACCUGGUGGCGGCGCGGGGCCUACUUCACUCGGACCAGGAGCUCUUCAACGGCGGGUCUCAGGACGCACUGGUGCGCAACUACAGCGUCAACGCCACGGCGUUCGCCAGCGACUUCUCGAGCGCGAUGGUGAAGCUGGGAUACCUCAGUCCUCUCACCGGGAAAAAUGGCGAGAUCAGGUUGAACUGCAGAAAGGCGAACUGAUAUGAUGCAGUAGUCACUGUUCUUUCACGUAGCGAGGAGACAAUUAUAAGAUCUAUUUCUUCAACAAAAAUCAAGAAUAAGUUCUCGUCGCCGAUGGUAAGAGGAACGAUAACUAUUGACCGAAUGAUUCUGUACGGUUGUCAACCUUAUCAUCUACUGAUCGUAUCAGUAGUCGUUCGCACUGUGAUCGACCCUAAGCUAAGAUGACAACAUUGAAGGAGAAGCGUCUCCUACCGCACGGCACAAAUAGAGUGGCAGCUUCAUGCCGACGGUAGUAAUAGCAUGGUUGGAGGUGAAGAAAACAGAGCAACUUCCGGAAUGCUUAGCAUAGCCUCACUGGUACGUGAGACAGCUCGGAUCGAUGUCAGUCUGGCAUACAGAAAGGGAUUGGCCUGCACAAUGAUCACAUGCACGUCCUUUUCGAUGCCUCACAGGCAGGUCACUGUCAUGACAACUCGCUCAUCCGUGUCCCGAACUCCAUGGCUACUAUAGGCCAAAGUUUACUCGGCUGUCACACCGAUUUCUGCACUGUGGAAUAGAGUCCGUGGCAAAUGAGAAGCUCAACCCGAUGUUGACUGUGAAGAAGACGAGAAGAGGGAACGUGUUGACUGUG